GCUCGUCGGGUGUUUCUCACUGCGGCUCGUUCCCUGCUGACUUACGGAAACAGAACUCCUCCAGAAUAUACUUCAACAUCAAAUGUUCACAGUGCACAAACGCCUUACAGCUCUGAUGACUUUUGUCCGAGAGAAUUUGUGGAUGUGGAAAUCAACCGGACAGAAGCUCCGUUGGCUGCUUGGAUUCGGAACAAAUUGGCACCACUUUUAUACCCAAAUUUGGUUGUCGGUCCAGAGCCUUCUUUAAUCCCUGUAAGAAUGACCCUAAGCGAAGCUCCAAGCAUACCACCAAGGAGUGCGCAGGUAGUGAAGAAAACCACGGCAAAGCUUCCGACAUCUAAGACUAUCGAAACCAUGUCUUGUAUGACUGUUCGGCACUGUAAAAAUAUUUCCAAUAAAAGUCGCUCUUCAUCACCAGCUUUCAACCAAAAGACCUCUUCUGUCGCAAUGCUUAUGGACCAACCACCGACUCCUCCACCGAGAAGAAAGAUUUCUAUUGUACAAGAAACUGAGUUUGCUAAUGAACGUCAAUCUGAAUCCGAACAUCCUCACUUUUUCCGAGUUGCUCUGGAGCCUGCUUAUGAUCUGGUGCCCCUGUCUGAGUCUGAAAAUUAUAGCAGUAUGAGCGAAUGUGAAGAAGACGAGGAUGUGGAUCGGCAGCGGGAGGAUUUCUCCGACUGUAUGAAUGAACCUACUUACGGUGGUCGUUCCUUAGGGUCUGAAGCCGAACUAAGAACUGAACAGAAUGCCGUCCUGCGGUCGGCUCUGCGACGAUGUUCUCGUUCGCUGCGACCACUUCUUCCUGUUCCUGCCUUAUCUAUGGUAAUGGAUGCGUUUCGUUCGACGAAGAAACUUCCCAGUGCUGAUGAAUACUACGAGUCAAUCGAUUGGAUACGUGGGCCCAUUCUUGGCCACGGAGCAUUUUCUCAUUGCUACCAGGCUAGAGACACAAGAACGGGCUUACUCAUGGCUGUGAAGCGGAUUCGGUUAGGUGGCGGAUCCGUAUUUCCUGUGCCAACUGAUAAAUCUAAGGCCAAUAAAGUGCCCGGCUCUGAAGGACUUGUUAAUGGUGCUAAUCCAGACGGGCCGCCUAAAGGCGAAAAUCCUCGGCUGCAGAAGACCAGUGGAGUUUUGUCCGCAGAGGCCGCUGCACAGCUAUCCGAAGUACAGGCGGAG
This is a messenger RNA of Opisthorchis viverrini, 1176 nucleotides long. RefSeq lists its product as hypothetical. Gene Ontology annotation, molecular function: ATP binding. The annotation marks the transcript as partial. The transcript has a single exon. The record is from RefSeq and is a predicted model, not a curated record. Lineage: Eukaryota; Metazoa; Platyhelminthes; Trematoda; Opisthorchiida; Opisthorchiidae.